AUGCGCUCUGUAGCAACUUCUUCAGCCUCAUCACUCGACCAGCUUAAGGCUCCAUCAUUGCUGCAGUCGCCGCCGCCAUUUUGGCGACGGGAAGAGUCAGGGUCUGGGACAGCUGGAGUCGUCGUUGUUUACCGGUAUGGACGGUUCCCGCCUGCCUUAGAACCUCCAAAUUCGCCCACCUUCGGGCCACACUCUUUGUAUUGCCCUUAUUCCCUAGUCGCUGUCCCCAGCCAUGCUGUCACUGUCGUUGGGUUAGCUUUCCAAAAGGAAAGAGAUUUUGCGACUGCUGUCCGCGUUCAAAAUGGCCAAUGUUAUUAUCUCUUACAUCUUUUAGCUCUGGUGCUCUGUAACAGAGCCAGACUUGUUUCCUACCUCCCAGGAUUUUGCUCCUUAGUUAAAAGAGUUGUCAAUCCCAAAGCCUUUUCAACUGCAGGAUCUUCGGGUUCCGAUGAGUCUCAUGUAGCUACUGCACCUCCAGAUGUAUGCUCUCGAACAGUAUGGCCUGAUGAAACUAUGGGACCUUUUGGCCCUCAGGAUCAGAGAUUCCAGCUUCCUGGGAACAUAGGCUUUGAUUGUCACCUCAGUGGGACAGCUUCACAGAAAAAAAGUCAGGUUCAUAAAACUUUGCCUGAUGUUCUAGCAGAACCUUUAUCAAGUGAAAGGCAUGAGUUUGUGAUGGCACAAUAUGUUAAUGAAUUUCAGGGUAAUGAUGCACCUAUUGAACAAGAAAUUAAUAGUGCAGAAACUUACUUUGAAAGUGCCAAAGUAGAGUGUGCAAUCCAAACAUGUCCAGAAUUGCUGCGAAGAGAUUUUGAAUCACUAUUUCCAGAAGUGACCACCAGCAAACUAAUGAUUCUGACUGUAACACAGAAAACUAAGAAUGAUAUGACUGUUUGGAGCAAAGAGGUAGAAAAUGAAAGAGAAAUGCUCUUAGAAAAGUUCAUCAAUGGUGCUAAGGAAAUUUGCUAUGCUCUUCGAGCUGAAGGCUUUUGGGCUGACUUUAUUGAUCCAUCAUCUGGUUUGGCAUUUUUUGGACCAUACACAAACAGUACUCUUUUUGAAACUGAUGAACGCUAUCGACAUUUAGGAUUUUCCAUUGAUGAUCUUGGCUGCUGUAAAGUGAUUCGUCAUAGUCUUUGGGGUACCCAUGUGGUUGUAGGUAGUAUCUUCACUAAUGCAACACCAGACAGCCAUAUUAUGAGGAAAUUAAGUGGAAACUAGAAGUGCUGUCAAUGUAUGCUGUACUACCUGUAUAUAAUAUUUGGGUUGAUCUGUAAACACUGUCUAAAUGUUCAAUUUUUAAAAAUAUACUUAUUUCUAGGUAUUUAUUUCAACAUUCAUGAAUUAACAGCAUUGGCAAGUGAUUUCUAGUUUUUAAAUCACAGCUGUUCAUUGUUCAUGCUGUCAUUAUUCAUACUUAUUGAUUAUAUGUUGAGCUAUAGAAUGUGGUAAUUAACAUAUAACUAGGGUAUGGUCUUGAAUAUUGUUAUUUCUCCCCCUUAUUGGAAAAACCUGUUACAAUUAUUUUUCUCCAAAAAUAAAUCACACAUUCAGUUGAAAUGAUA
Messenger RNA from Orycteropus afer afer, 1565 nucleotides. RefSeq names its product metabolism of cobalamin associated D (gene MMADHC). Lineage: Eukaryota; Metazoa; Chordata; Mammalia; Tubulidentata; Orycteropodidae. Gene Ontology annotation, cellular component: mitochondrion. Gene Ontology annotation, biological process: cobalamin metabolic process. The record is from RefSeq and is a predicted model, not a curated record.